This is a messenger RNA of Sclerotinia sclerotiorum 1980 UF-70, 393 nucleotides long. RefSeq lists its product with no specific name. Bases 1 to 393 code for a protein of 130 amino acids. The transcript is spliced from 4 exons. The record is from RefSeq and is a predicted model, not a curated record. NCBI's taxonomy places the organism in Eukaryota, Fungi, Ascomycota, Leotiomycetes, Helotiales, Sclerotiniaceae.
AUGUCUUACAUGGUACCCUGGUUAGUUAAUGUAAAUACUGGUAUUAUUUUGUUCUUUAUCAGUGACUGUGACUUGUUCUACUACUGCUACCUAGAUAGAUCGAGGGUUCUCUCGUCCAACGUCAUACUGGCUUUUAGUCACUGUAGAAACUACGGAGGAAUAACCAGCAAGCCACAUUCCGACAAAGAAACUCUCCUCACUUAUAUCAUUAUCAAAGUCGUGCAAAAAAUCUGCUUGUCUCGGAUAUACUCACCAACCAAGGACGUUGAGGGACCAUCCGACCGUUCCUUACUAUGUAAAUCUUGGUACCCUCUAAAAGCACAAUUGAACCAAGGACAUUCACGUUGCUUUCAAAUCUUUCUCAUUGGUUUCUUGGCCAACACCAGUCCCUGA